AUGCUCGCCCUGUCAUUUAUAACUCUAGCCAUCUCCUCUGUCGCUCGUGCCGCGACGUAUGGCGUUACCGACACAUUUAUUGGAUCUUCUUUCUUAUCCGGAUUCAAUCAUGAAGCCAUCGCUGACCCUACUCAUGGGCGCGUCAAUUAUGUUGAUCAAUCAACCGCCCAGCGCCUCAAUCUUACAUAUGCGAAUGGGAAUACUUUCAUACUGCGCGCUGACUAUACCACGACGCUCAGUGCUUCUGGAGCAGGGCGAAAUUCCGUUCGUAUCAUUAGCAAGAAGCAAUGGGAUAAUCAUGUCCAGAUUAUGGACGUGAGGCAUAUGCCUCAAGGAUGUGGCACCUGGCCGGCAUACUGGACCACGAGUUCGACUGUCAGCUGGCCAUCGGACGGCGAGAUCGACAUUAUCGAGGGUGUUAAUGACCAAGCACCCAAUGCUGCAACCCUACAUACAACCCCUGGUUGCACUCAACCUGUCAUCCGUGACCAGACCGGGACUACGACUAGUACCGACUGCAAUUGGCAAGUCAACAGCAACACAGGUUGUGGUGUCAGGAAUCCUCUCGCCAACUCGUACGGCCCGCAAUUCAAUGCUAACGGCGGCGGGUGGUACGCGAUGGAACGGACCAAGACGUACAUCAAAGUCUGGUUCUGGCCUCGUAACUCGGCUACCGUUCCUGCUCAAGUCAAGAACGGCUCGGGCUCCAUCAACACAUCCUCAUGGGGGACCCCAUUCGCUGCAUUUGUCAAUUCCAGUUGUGACCUCGAUAGCAAGUUCGGUCCCAAUAAUAUCAUCAUCAACUUGACUUUCUGUGGGGACUGGGCCGGUAGUGUCUAUGGGUCUUCUGGGUGCCCAGGGACCUGUGUUGACUAUGUCAAUAACAACCCGUCUGCGUUCAAGAACGCAUACUGGGACAUUGCCGCUCUUCGUGUAUACCAGUAA
This is a messenger RNA of Rhizoctonia solani, 945 nucleotides long. RefSeq names its product glycoside hydrolase family 16 protein. Gene Ontology annotation, biological process: glucan catabolic process. The record is from RefSeq and is a predicted model, not a curated record. The transcript has 5 exons. Gene Ontology annotation, molecular function: hydrolase activity, hydrolyzing O-glycosyl compounds. NCBI's taxonomy places the organism in Eukaryota, Fungi, Basidiomycota, Agaricomycetes, Cantharellales, Ceratobasidiaceae. The coding region runs from base 1 to 945 and encodes 314 amino acids.